UUGUAUAGAUAUCUGUAUAUACAAUUCUGGAUCUUUCAGAAAGAUGUAUUCAUUGUCAGGAUUUCCGUGAUAUACAAAACUGUGCGCAGAGAGAAACUGUUUGGGUCAGGGAUUCGAACACCGGAUCUGUUCCUUCCAUGUUCGAUCUCGAGAGCCCAAGGGGCCCAAGCUUACUGCACGGAUCAGGAAACGACCUGUGCGCCAGACCCUUUGUUUACUUCACCUUCUUCCUAUAUCCACUUUGCUCAUUAACCUUCGACCAUUCAUGGAUCAGCUUCAUGCAUCAGCUUCAUGCAUCAGCUUCAUGCAUCAGCUUCAUGCACCAGAAUAUUCAUUUGUCUGCUAGAGUCACCUACGCAGUUAAUAUCCAAGCCAUUCAUUGUUUAUUUUGGGGAUAUGUAGUCGCUCCUCUGAAGUUGGACCAUUCUCUCGGGUCAUCUCAAUCUGCUCCACGGUCUCCGCUCCAUAGAAUAUUUAUUAUCGAACGCGCUGCAGGUCCAGCUGAUGGAAAUACCUCAACAUAUCUCAAUAUUACUAGUCUUGAUGGCAAUCAUUCCAGACCAAUACUGGAAGUAUCGCAAAUGACGAUACUCUUCAGUCGGCUUAUCAAAAUUCUUUUACCAAAUCCAGCCCAACCUAAUAUCAAGCGCCGCCAAAGAUACAAGAUGCUAAACCAGAAAGAGCCUGGGCUCGAAUAUUCAAUAAAAUUAAAACUUCAUUGAAACAUGCCAUUAAAACUCCGUCACUUACCGUCGGAGUGUUACGGACUCGAAAAGCCAGGAGAGAUUUAUUUCCGUGACAAGAGGAUACUGAUAUGGUAUUGUCUCCAGUAUUACAACAAUAUUUC
This is a messenger RNA of Xylona heveae TC161, 847 nucleotides long. RefSeq lists its product as hypothetical. The transcript has a single exon. NCBI's taxonomy places the organism in Eukaryota, Fungi, Ascomycota, Xylonomycetes, Xylonales, Xylonaceae. The record is from RefSeq and is a predicted model, not a curated record. Bases 138 to 722 code for a protein of 194 amino acids.